Messenger RNA from Fukomys damarensis (Damara mole-rat), 3918 nucleotides. RefSeq names its product mitofusin 2 (gene Mfn2). Gene Ontology annotation, molecular function: GTPase activity; GTP binding. Lineage: Eukaryota; Metazoa; Chordata; Mammalia; Rodentia; Bathyergidae. Gene Ontology annotation, cellular component: mitochondrial outer membrane. The record is from RefSeq and is a predicted model, not a curated record. The coding region runs from base 313 to 2586 and encodes 757 amino acids. The transcript has 21 exons. Gene Ontology annotation, biological process: mitochondrial fusion; mitochondrion localization.
CGCCUUCCUUUUACCGCUCCUCGGGAUGGCGCUCGCCGGUGACGUCCUGGAUGUGAUGGCCGCCGCGAGGCCAGGAAGGUGAAGGUGGAACAGGUGGAGUCAGCACCAUCUACAGCCAAGCUUGACCUGAGACAGCAGAGGAGAACUCGGAUUUAAAAAAAAUUUUUUGACUCCAGCCAUGUUCAUGAUGCCCACCCUGUGAAAGUCUCUUACCAUCCAGAGACUUCUCCUCUGUUCCAGUUGUGCCAGCAGACGAUCCGUGGAUGCAUUUUAUUUUCCCUGCUAGGAGUUGCUGUACAUACAACUGGCGCGAUGUCCCUGCUCUUCUCUCGAUGCAACCCCAUUGUCACGGUCAAGAAGGAUAAGAGACACAUGGCUGAGGUGAAUGCAUCCCCUCUCAAGCACUUUGUCACUGCCAAGAAGAAGAUCAAUGGCAUCUUUGAGCAGCUGGGGGCCUACAUCCAGGAAAGCGCCACCUUCCUUGAAGACACCUACAGGAAUGCUGAGCUGGACCCUGUCACAACGGAAGAGCAGGUUCUGGACGUCAAAGGCUACCUGUCCAAAGUGAGGGGCAUCAGUGAGGUGCUGGCCCGGCGUCACAUGAAGGUGGCCUUUUUUGGCCGGACGAGCAACGGGAAGAGCACCGUGAUCAACGCCAUGCUGUGGGACAAGGUUCUGCCCUCGGGGAUCGGCCACACCACCAAUUGCUUCCUGCGGGUGGAGGGCACCGACGGCCACGAGGCCUUCCUGCUCACUGAGGGCUCGGAGGAGAAGAGGAGCGUCAAGACUGUGAACCAGCUGGCCCAUGCCCUGCACCAGGAUGAGCAGCUACACGCUGGCAGCCUGGUGAGCGUGAUGUGGCCCAACUCCAAGUGCCCGCUGCUGAAGGAUGACCUGGUGCUGAUGGACAGCCCCGGGAUUGAUGUCACCACCGAACUGGACAGCUGGAUCGACAGGUUCUGCCUGGACGCUGAUGUGUUCGUGCUGGUAGCCAACUCGGAGUCCACCCUGAUGCAGACGGAGAAGCAGUUCUUCCAUAAGGUGAGCGAGCGGCUGUCCCGCCCGAACAUCUUCAUCCUGAACAACCGGUGGGACGCAUCCGCCUCAGAGCCUGAGUACAUGGAGGAGGUGCGGCGGCAGCACAUGGAGCGUUGUACUAGCUUCCUGGUGGAUGAGCUGGACGUGGUGGAUCGAGCCCAGGCCGGGGACCGCAUCUUCUUUGUGUCUGCCAAGGAGGUGCUUAAUGCCAGGAUCCAGAAAGCCCAGGGCAUGCCGGAAGGAGGGGGCGCUCUUGCAGAAGGCUUUCAAGUGAGGAUGUUUGAGUUUCAGAAUUUUGAGCGGAGAUUUGAGGAGUGCAUCUCACAGUCUGCAGUGAAGACCAAAUUUGAGCAGCACACGGUACGGGCCAAGCAGAUCGCGGAGGCCGUUCGCAUUGUCAUGGACUCCCUGCACAUCGCAGCUCAGGAGCAGCGGGUCUACUGCCUGGAGAUGCGUGAAGAGCGGCAGGACCGGCUGCGGUUUAUUGACAAACAGCUGGAGCUUUUGGCUCAGGACUACAAACUGCGGAUUAAGCAGAUCACAGAGGAAGUAGAAAGGCAGGUGUCCACUGCGAUGGCUGAGGAGAUCAGGCGCCUCUCUGUGCUGGUGGAUGAGUACCAGAUGGAUUUCCACCCCUCUCCAGUUGUCCUUAAGGUCUACAAGAAUGAACUGCACCGCCACAUAGAGGAAGGGCUAGGCAGAAACAUGUCCGACCGCUGUUCCACGGCCAUCGCCAGCUCCCUGCAGACCAUGCAGCAGGACAUGAUCGAUGGCUUGAAGCCCCUCCUUCCUGUGUCUGUGCGGAAUCAGAUAGACAUGUUGGUCCCUCGCCAGUGCUUCUCCCUCAGCUACGACCUCAACUGUGACAAGCUGUGUGCUGACUUUCAAGAGGACAUCGAGUUCCAUUUCUCUCUGGGAUGGACCAUGCUGGUGAAUAGGUUCCUGGGCCCUAAGAACAGUCGUCGGGCCUUGAUGGGCUACACUGACCAGGUGCCACGCCCUGUCCCGCUGACACCCGCCAACCCUAGCAUGCCGCCCCUGCCGCAGGGUUCGCUCACCCAGGAGGAGCUCAUGGUCUCCAUGGUCACCGGCCUGGCCUCUCUGACCUCCAGGACCUCCAUGGGCAUCCUCGUGGUUGGCGGCGUGGUGUGGAAGGCAGUGGGCUGGCGGCUCAUCGCCCUCUCCUUCGGGCUCUAUGGCCUCCUCUACGUGUACGAGCGUCUGACCUGGACCACCAAGGCCAAGGAGAGGGCCUUCAAGCGGCAGUUUGUGGAGUAUGCCAGCGAGAAGCUGCAGCUCAUCAUCAGCUACACGGGCUCCAACUGCAGCCACCAAGUCCAGCAGGAGCUGUCUGGGACCUUUGCACAUCUCUGCCAGCAAGUGGACGUCACCCGGGAGAACCUGGAGCAGGAAAUUGCCACCAUGAACAAGAAAAUUGAGGUUCUUGAUUCCCUUCAGAGCAAAGCGAAACUGCUCAGGAAUAAGGCCGGUUGGCUGGACAGCGAGCUCAACAUGUUCACGCACCAGUACCUGCAGCCCAGCAGAUAGUGGACAGCGGGUGGACCUCUGCGGAGGAGGGCGGUGUCGCCUGCCCUCGGUGAUGUGGCCCCCACUGUCUCGUGCCGUUCGAGCCCUUCGUCACUAAGCCCCGUCCCCCCGCCCCAGAGGAGGCUUCAGCGAUGGCCCGACAGCAGGGUACUGGGAGCCCUGCCAGGCCUUUCUCUGCUCAUCUGUCUGCUUGCAGAGGUCUCGUGAUCGACUGCCCCCUGCCUUAGGGUACCGGGUGGACGAUCCAGCCCCACACCCUGCCCCCCGCACCCUAGCGUACCCACAGAGCAGCCACGUUCCCAGUGGCUGGGUCCCCUCCCUGGAGCAUCUGAAGUAGUCGCAGAAAGGCCGAGUCUGCAGACCUGUGUUGCAGUGGCGAGGGCUGCUCUGGCCAGGUGGGUAAAGGAUGUAGAAGAAGGAAGGCAGAAGGUGGAGGCAUCAGCCCUGCUCCAGAUGGCUGAAGAAUGUGGUUGGCGCGGAGCAGGGCCCCCAUUUGACCUUGCUCCCCCACCCCACUAGCUGACCCAAGCCACCCUGGGCCUCUGGACGGUUUCCCGUGCCAAUGAUCCACACCAGCCAGAGCCAUGGUGGGAAACUGGACCCCUUCCUCCUGCUCUCUUGGACCCCAGAGCUUCCUCCACAUAUCUGGCCUUGUGUUGACUUCAAGAACUGCUUCCUGUUACUGAGUUUCAGGAUGGUUACUGGUCAGAGUGGGGGAGGUUCCUGUCACCGUGGUGUUUGUGCCACUGGCAAAGAGCAGGGCCUAGGCAGGAUGUUCUAGAAAUAAGCACCUGUCUCCCAGGAGGAAGCCCAGGGCGGGGCUCAGCAGAGGAGCUGGUCCUGCUGGGUUUGAAUCCAGCAGUCACCUGUCUGGGGAAACGUGGGUGGCCAUGCGAGGCCGCCUUUGAGUACUCCUUGUGUCCCGUGUGAGAGAGUGGUCGGCUAGGCUAGGGGUGUCAUGUAAUGGGAGGACGGGGGUCACCUCACAGCUGUCAGGAAAAAUCAGUCACCCAAUCCAAGUUUUGGAAAAAAAAAAUAAUGAAUUUUUUUCAGUAUAGCCCCUGGGGAAUGAAUGAAAUUUUGAGCUUCUGGUAGAACAAGUAAAAUUAAAUUUGUACCACCGAGAGAGAGACCUUUUCUGAAAGAAGCGUGGCAGAAAGCACUUUAAUUGAAUGCUGCUACCUCUGUUCUGUUCAUGUUCGUUUGCUGGAGUGCAAGACAUGCUUGACAGUUUCUCCCUGACGUAUUUAAGGUGAUGUCCCUGCCUGAUUUACUCCUGUACCCUUGCUGAUAAUAUUGGAAACUAAAAUAAAGCCGGUUGGAACCAUGUGA